Molecule: messenger RNA, 1926 nt
Organism: Durotheca rogersii
Lineage: Eukaryota; Fungi; Ascomycota; Sordariomycetes; Xylariales; Xylariaceae
Product: Sec20-domain-containing protein
Exons: 2
Coding region: 169-1539 (456 amino acids)
Biological process (GO): retrograde vesicle-mediated transport, Golgi to endoplasmic reticulum
Cellular component (GO): endoplasmic reticulum; SNARE complex
Molecular function (GO): SNAP receptor activity
Source: RefSeq, a predicted model, not a curated record
GGAACAGGAACAAAAUCCGUCGUCAGCCUAUCAAUUACCUUUGCCUGUGGCUUUUUCACAGCUUGAAUUCCCCCCCCCCCGUCUACGAACGCGACUGAAUUACCAUAUGCGGGACGCGCCACCUCGAACAGUUUCUAAAGGCUUUAGGCUCAGAUCAAACAGAUCGAUAUGUCUUCUGAGGCCUUGGCGAGGCGCUUUACCGACCUUCAAGACCGUCUCACCGUCUUACAGGACGCGACAAACCAGCUCAAGGAGCUAAUCGACCGCCUGGCAAAUUUCCACUUCCAACCGGGAUCUGUGCCGCUCGAUAGUGCUGAGGAUGACCACGUCGGUACCGAGCUCAGCCUCGAGAUUAACCAGGUGCUCAGGGAGCAGGAGGAGGAGUUGGAACUGCUCCAGGAGGAGAUAAUAGACAUCCCGCCUAAUCGGUCCGGCGGCGAGCUGGCGCACGAUAGGGAUCGCCUGACGGACGGCGCCAAUCGACUUGGGCUCGAAUUGCAAGGGUGCCGAAAAGCCUUACGACGAGCCCAAAUUUCGGCGAAACGUAACUUAGAGCUCGCACAGCGGCGCGAGCGCGAGCUGCUGUAUGCUUCGUUCUCCCGCAAUCCCCGGGCGUCGGGUACGUCCUCCCGGGCUGCGACGCCGGAAGCCGGCCCGCAGCCGGCGCCGCCGGGUCGGCGCAAACCGGGGGCGGGUCGGGCCCCACGCUCCAAGGAGGAGCAGAUGCUCAACGCCAGCAGCGACGUGACGGAGUCGUUGCGACGCACGCAUGACAUGAUGGCGGCCGAGCUGUCCAAGAGUGACUUCGCGCACGCUGCUCUGCGCGAGUCGACCGCCGCCCUGUCUCAGCUAUCCGACAACUACUCGCGCCUUGAAACCAUGCUGUCUAGCUCGCGCGCGCUCCUCGGCACCCUGCUGAGGAGCCAGAAGACCGACACUUGGUACCUGCAGUCGGCCUUCUACUUGCUUGUCGUGACCGUCGCCUGGCUCAUAUUCCGUCGGCUUCUCUGGGGCCCGACUUGGUGGCUCGUCUGGCUGCCGCUCAAGCUGCUCUUCCGAGGUGCCUUAUUCGGCGUGACGAGCACGGCUAGCAUCGCGCAACGGGGGUCGUCGCAGGGUGUGGAUACAAGUGCGAGUCAGACACCAGGCUCGGAGUCGGUAGCAGUGUACGCUACCACGACGGCGCGAGGGGCGCAGCUGGAUGGCGAAGGGGCUCCAACCGUGCAGGUCAACUUUCGGUCAGAGCCACUGAGGGAAUCCCCCGGCUCGGAGUCCAUGGUGGAGCAUGUUGGAAAGGUAAUCGACGAGGCGGCGGAGGAGCCUCACGAGGGGGGAGCAGGGGAGGAUGAGAAGGCUGAGAGCGACAGACAAGGGCCGGCAGAGCGGGAAGGGGAGCAGGGGACCGUGCUGAGGGAACGCCGUGGCGACGAGCCCCCCAAUCCGAAGAAACGGGUGAUGGAGGAUGACCCCGGUAGCACCGGGCGAGAGAGCGACGACAGCAGCAGCAGCAGCAGCGAGAGGCGUAGGGAUGAGCUGUAAGAUUGGGAAACGAGGACUAGCAUUCUAGCUAGUGUACCUGUCUCUUUUUCGACCGCCCUUUAUCCCCGUGUGUACUGAGUAGGGUAAGGGUGUGAGGGGGGUGAUUGGUAGUUUUUAACACACGUAAUCGCUGUAUUUGUAUCAUCGUCAGAAGAACACCACCUAGUGUUGUUCUAUCUAGAAGGAGACGUAUUAAAAAGGAGAGAGCUCUAAGAUGAGGCAGUUGACAUACCUGUAGAUAGGUACAUAAUUGGGUACAUAACCCACAGGGUUAGGGGUGAUGUGACGUAAAGUGGAGGCAAGGACUGGUCAGACUGGAACGAGAUAAUACCCGGCAGCCGCAUAUCAGAUAUUCCGUCCGUUUCGACAGGUAUAUUAAAAUCCGCC